Austrofundulus limnaeus is the source of this 5661-nucleotide messenger RNA. It is a transcript of the gene kdm5bb, whose product is annotated as lysine demethylase 5Bb. Gene Ontology annotation, biological process: regulation of DNA-templated transcription; chromatin remodeling. The record is from RefSeq and is a predicted model, not a curated record. Gene Ontology annotation, molecular function: DNA binding; histone H3K4me/H3K4me2/H3K4me3 demethylase activity. Gene Ontology annotation, cellular component: nucleus; chromatin. Lineage: Eukaryota; Metazoa; Chordata; Actinopteri; Cyprinodontiformes; Rivulidae.
CGCUCCACUGUGCGUGGUUGUGUGUAUGUGUGUGUGUGUGUGAUCUGCCUCCUUUCGUGUUGAUGUCGACUCGUUGCGACCGACUGACACGGUGAACCGACGGGGAUAAAGAAAGAAAACAAAAACACCCCCGCGGUGAACUGACGCCGCACGCCGUCCUGUCAAAGUCCGAGCCUCCAUCGGGGUCGAAACGAUGAGCCUGCCUCGGCCGGACGAGUUCAAGCCUCCUCCGGAGUGCCCGGUCUUCGAGCCUAGCUGGGAAGAAUUUCGAGAUCCCUAUGCUUUUAUCAAUAAGAUCCGUCCCAUCGCGGAGAAAACGGGGAUUUGCAAAGUCCGACCACCUCCGGACUGGCAGCCUCCAUUUGCCUGCGAUGUUGACAAGCUUCACUUUGUUCCUCGGAUCCAGAGGCUCAAUGAACUGGAGGCACAGACCAGAGUCAAGCUCAAUUUUUUGGAUCAGAUUGCCAAAUUUUGGGAUUUACAGGGAUGCACUCUGAAGAUUCCUCACGUGGAGAGAAAGAUUUUGGACCUAUAUAAGCUAAAUAAGCUGGUAGCAGACGAGGGUGGAUUUGACAUCGUCUGUCAGGAAAGGCGAUGGACCAGGAUUGCGCUACAGAUGGGCUUCACCCCCGGCAAAGCUGUCGGCUCGCACCUGCGAGGGCAUUACGAGAGAAUCCUUUACCCCUACAACCUGUUUCAGAGUGGGACCAACCUGCUGGCACCAGAUCCAGCUUCCAAACAGUUGGGUUUGGAGGCUGAUCCUGAACUUGAAAAGUGCGUUCAGAAGCUUGUCCAGCCCCCGGAGAGCCCAGAAAUCAAGGAACAUAAGGUGCAGGACCUGGUUCAGGUUCCGAGGCAGCCGGCUCCAGCGCCUGACUCUAGUCCCGGUGCUCGCCGAGCCAAGCGCAUGAAGUGUGAGACUAUCUGUGUGAAGACUGAACCAGGUGAGGUGGGUGAGAGCAGGCCGAACCUGAGGCGGAGGAUGGGCUCUUUUGUUGCCAAACCAGAACCAGAAAAACUGAUUCCCAUUCCAGUGAAACAGGAGCCGGUGGAGUUUAAGGAACCAAUAACUGAAGUUGACAAAUUUAAGUCACGGUACAAGAAGAUGAUGAUUCCUCCUGUUCCCCCAAGUCCAUGGAUCUGGUUGUGUGUCUGGUGUGCGGCAGUGGGGGAGAUGAAGACCGUCUGUUGCUGUGUGACGGCUGCGAUGACAGCUACCACACCUUCUGUCUGAUACCCCCUCUCCACGACGUCCCUAGAGGAGACUGGAGGUGCCCCAAGUGUCUGGCUCAGGAAUGCUGCAAACCUCACGAGGCGUUCGGGUUUGAACAAGCACACAGGGACUACUCGUUACGUGCGUUUGGGCAAAUGGCAGACGCCUUCAAAUCAGAUUACUUCAACAUGCCGGUUCAUAUGGUACCCAUGGAGCUAGUGGAGAAAGAGUUUUGGCGUUUGGUUGGAGCCAUUGAGGAAGAUGUUACUGUAGAAUAUGGAGCUGAUAUCGCAUCGAAGGAGUUUGGGAGCGGAUUCCCCAUUCCCAACGGGAAAUUUAAGGUUUCCCCAGCAGAUGAGAAAUACCUCAAAUGUGGCUGGAACCUGAACAACCUGGCGUUGAUGAACACGUCGGUUCUGACUCACGUAACAGCUGACAUCUGUGGGAUGACGCUGCCGUGGCUUUAUGUUGGCAUGUGCUUCUCCUCCUUCUGCUGGCACAUUGAGGAUCACUGGAGCUACUCCAUCAACUACCUGCACUGGGGAGAACCUAAAACCUGGUACGGAGCUCCUGGUUUUGCAGCAGAGCAGCUGGAGGAGGUGAUGAAGAAACUGGCCCCGGAGCUGUUUGAGUCUCAGCCUGACUUGCUGCACCAGCUGGUCACCAUCAUGAACCCAAACACUUUAAUGGCUCACGGAGUUCCUAUUUACAGAACCAACCAGUGUGCUGGAGAGUUUGUCAUCACAUUUCCCAGAGCUUAUCACAGCGGAUUCAACCAGGGCUUUAACUUUGCUGAGGCAGUCAACUUCUGCACCGUCGACUGGAUGCCUCUUGGCAGACAGUGUGUGGACCACUACCGUCUGCUGCACCGGUACAACGUGUUCUCCCACGAUGAGAUGGUGUGCAACAUGGCCAGAAAAGCAGAYGCACUCAGUGUGGUCCUGGCCUCAGCUGUCCACAAAGACAUGGUCCUCAUGAUCAAGGAGGAGCAAGAGCUGAGGGACAAAAUAAAGAAACUGGGCGUGUUGCAUUCUCAGGAGGCAAAAUACGAUCACCUUCAGGACGACGAGCGACAGUGUGCCAAGUGCAGGACCACGUGCUACCUUUCUGCCGUCACCUGUUCCUGUAGCCCAGGAGUCCUGGUCUGUCUGUACCACAUCGGUGACCUCUGCCCCUGCUCCCUCUCCAACUACACACUGAAUUACAGGUACACGAUGGACGACCUGUUCCCAAUGAUGAACGCCGUGAAGCAGAGAGCGGAGCUGUACGAUGAAUGGGCUUCCCGCGUCACAGAGACUCUGGAGGCUAAACUGGAAAAGAAGAAAGGCCUGCCUGUCUUUCGCUCUCUUCUCACUGAGUCAGAGUCCAGGCUGUUCCCUGACAACGACCUGCUGCGGCGGCUGCGUCUGGUCACACAGGAYGCAGAGAAGUGCGCCUCGGUGGCGCAGCAGCUGCUCAACGGCAAGAAGCAGACCAGGUAUCGAUGUGGGACUGGGAAGUCCCGCAGCCAGCUGACUGUGGAGGAGCUCAGCUCGUUCGUGAGGCAGCUGUAUAACCUSUCCUGCAGCCUCCCGCAGGCGCCCAUGCUGAAGGAACUCUUGAAUCGUAUCGAGGACUUCCAGCAGCACAGUGAGAAGGUCCUGGCAGAUGAAGCUCCCAGYGUGGCAGAGAUCCAGAGCCUGUUGGAUGUCAGUUUUGACUUUGACGUGGACCUGCCGGAGCUGCCACAGCUCAGAGAGAGACUGGAACAAGCACGGUGGCUGGAGGGGGUGCAGCAGGCCAGCRCCCAGCCCGCCACCCUCACUCUAGAGGCCAUGAGGAGGCUCAUCGACCAGGGAGUGGGUUUGGCACCUCAUCCGUCUGUGGAAAGAGCCAUGGCACGCCUUCAGGAGCAGCUCACUUUGUCUGAGCACUGGGAGGACAAGGCCAGCAGCCUGCUGAAGGCCAGACCGCCACACUCCAUAGAGACUCUUAACGCUGCAGCUGAGAAGGCAUCAGGAAUACCUGCUUACCUCCCAAACUGUCUGCUCCUCAAAGACACCAUCAGAAAAGCCCAGGAGUGGCUCCAGGAAGCCGAGGAGCUUCAGGUCAGCGGCUGUGUUUUGAUGGCGGACAGCCUCUCUGACAUGGUCCUACGAGGACAAGCCAUUCAGGUCCAGCUGGAGCCUCUAGAAAGACUAGAGUCCUUAAUGGCAGAGGUGCAGCAAUGGAAAGAGUCUGCAGCAGCAAUUUUCCUUCAAAAAGAUUCAACGCUUACACUACUAGAGGUCCUGUGUCCAAGAUUUGAAGCUAGAAACGUUGGUUCUCCAAAGAGGAAGGCCAAGAAAGGGAAAGAAUCACCUAAAAACAACAAAAAGAAACCCAUACGGAUUAACACUUUGAGUGACGUGGAGAAAACUCUUUCAGAGACCAAGGACUCUACCUCUGCAAUGGCGGCUCUGGAAGAGCUGCAUGUGAGGGAGAUGGAGAUGUUUUCUGGUCUCAGGGCAGCAAAUGAGUCAAAGCUCCUUCCCACCGCAGACUGCAUGGACCUGAAGGUGUGUUUCUGCCAGAAAGCACCCAUGGGUGCGAUGCUGCAGUGUGAACUCUGCCGGGACGCUUUCCACAGCGUGUGCGUCAGAGACCCGUCAGACUCGUGUGAAACCCAGCCGUGGCUCUGUCCACACUGCCAGCGCUCAGAAAAGCCCCCGCUCAGCAAAGUCCUCUCUCUGCUAGCAUCUCUCCAAAGUAUCAAUGUGCGCCUGCCAGAGGGCGACGCCCUGAACUAUCUCGUAGAGAGGACACUUAACUGGCAGCACCGAGCGCAGCAGGUCUCACAGACGUGUAACUUUAUAGAGCUGGAGGAGCGACCGGGGACCCCUCCAACGCUAACACACUGGGUGUCCAGCUGCGACAACACUCACAACAACUCUCAGGCUCCUUGUUUGACUCCAGAGUGGAAUAGGACGAGCCACGCUCAGACCGUCUUCUACACCGAGCAGAGAUGCAUCCCACUACAGGGUUUGAGCUGUGAGCUGGAGGAGCUGAUGGUGGAGGGCCUCCUGCUGCAGGUGUGUCUGCCGCAGGUCCAAAACCUCCACCACAUUUUGCUGGACAGGGCCAGCAGCCAGAACACAAACACGUCCAUGUCGCCACCGCGGGAGGAGGCGACAGAGCGCGACACACACGUGCAGUUUAUCUCUCAGGGAACAAACACACCACUGGACCAGGAUGGCACCAUCAAAACGAGGGACACCUUGACUGCCUCAGAACGCAAAGCGAAGAGGCGUCUGGAGAGGGAAGGUUUGGACGCAGGGCGCCGGGGGAAGGACAAAAAGCACUCGAAUAAGAGACAAAAGAUAAAUAAAAAGACGCUGCAGCGCCGGCCGGCUUCCACCUCGUCCUCCCCACGCUCCGACUUCUCCCAGUCCGACGACUCCGACGAGGAGAUGGCCGUGUGUCCGGCCGAGAGCUGCCAGCUGCCAGAGGGAGACGAGGUGGAUUGGGUCCAGUGCGACGGCAGCUGCAACCAGUGGUUCCACCAGGUGUGCGUCGGCGUCACACCRGAGAUGGCGGAGAAGGAGGACUACAUUUGCGUCAGGUGCACGUUGAAUGACGGCCACGCCAGAAAAUGAAGAGCGAUCUACGGUUCCCGGGUGUCAUCGGUCUGUUACUGCAGCCUCAAAUCCAGAUGUGUCACUGAUCCCCCACCCCACCCCACCCGGUCCUGAUCUGUCCAAACCCUUUUGUAACAAUGGUGCUAUCUCCUCUUUGACUUGUUGUCCAGAACUAUGAUGUUUAAUUUGUUUGGGUUUUAUUUUGUAUUUUUACAUAUAUAUUAUAUAUAUUUCUUUCUUGUUAUGAAUUGUUUGUGGUUGUCUGAAUGAAAAAAGAAAAAAACAAAAAAACCAGGCCAUGAACGUGCUGCAUGGGACUACGUUUCAUCAGCACAAAGGAGUCUUACACCAAGACCCCCCCACACGCAGGGAGUUAAUUAAGCCUGAAAUUUAUCUACUUUAAAGACAUUUUUGCAUGUUUAACCAGAAUAUGAAGACAGAAGUCGAGGUUAUCACCCAUUUUUAGUCCCCUCAAAAGUAACUGACAUUUUUUUUCUUUGGAAUCCAGUGUUUAGAAUAUGAAUCUUAUUAUAAUUAUUCCCCCUUUAUUGUUUUUUUUCCUUUUUAUUUUGUAAAAUAGGUUUAUUUAUCUGAGCAAUAAUUUUUUGUCUGAACUGACUUUUAUGGCUUGAUCUCCUUGAAGUUGUGUUUUAGCGGUGGUGUGAUGUACAGAAAGUUACGAUGGGUUGCAGCUGUGGAUGCGCGGCGCAGCGGGCUGAAGGAAAACAAAACGCCACGCUGCAGACACGCAGAUCCACAGAGUGCAACCCUGCAGAGGAAACGUGGAAAGGACACGAGAAAAGUGAAGAUGUUACAAGUUUUUAUUGUGGAAUAAAAAACCCUUUUCUUCCA